GAAUAUAUACUCAAUUUCCGGAAUUUGAGUUGGUAAUUUUUGUAUAAAAAAGAAAAAAUUCAAAAAUGGUUUUUACUGGAUCUUAGCGUGUAGAUAAGAACUGCAAAAUCGAAAUUCUAGGUUUUAGAUAUAAGAAAUCGGAAAAGGAAGUUUCGUAGAACCUCACCAACCUCCUAUUGUUUGGUUACUUUAUUAAUUAAUUUCUCUCAUUCUUUUCCCUUUGAAUUUUUCCUUGAUUUGUCGCUAUUCAAUUCUGUUGAUUUUUUCGAUUUCGGUAUUUCUCAAGGCUUUGAUUCAUAUUCUGCAAAGUUGGGUUUUUUAGAAGAUUACCUUUCUUGGUUUUUCUUACUUUUAGUUGUUUUGGAUCAAUUUUAUAUUGGGUCUGGUUUGAUUUGUGGAGUUUGGAUUGGAGAUUAUAAUUGAUUUAAGAUUGCAUGUGGAGUCUGGUUUAAUGCAUGUGAGAUUGGGAAUUUGAAAAUUGUAGUUGGGGUUGGUUUCUGGAUCAAGUUGAUUGUUUGAUAACAUUUUUGUGUAUUAGUUAGAAGACUGAUUUUGGGGUAGUUGCUAGUUAGAGAAGGUUAUGGAACUAGCUAGGCGUAGAGGAAUGGAGAAUGGGGGAGAUGAGGAGAUGGAUGUUGAAACUCCUGUAUCGGAGCAACGAUUCUAUCCUUCCCAUCCGGGUUUGGUGAAGAAGAGAGCUUAUAUAUUUGAUGGUUUGGGGAACUUUUAUAAUAAGGAAUGGGAUCUGGCGGACCUUUAUCAGAAAGAAGAAAAGGUAUCGGAUGUUGAGGAAGGACGGGGGAACGAGUUUUCUUGGUACCAUGUUGAACUUCCGAAAGGGAAUCAGAAGUUGGCGCAAUCUGCACAGGAUUUGAUUGGUGUUUUAUGUCCGCCUUUGAAGCUACAGGAUAUUCUUUCGCUUAUUAGCAAUGGACCGUUUUGUGCACAUGUAGAUGGUGCACUUGUGUUUCGGGUUAAUUCACCUGGUCCUCCUUCUAGUGAUUUUACAUUCAGACUUGCUGCUAGAGUUACUGAGAAUUCAGUGAUUACAGUGUCCUUAGGGCGUGUUCCUCGGCUAGGUUUCUCACGUAUGGGGGAAUCUUUACUUUCGGAAGUUCCUAGCGUUGAAAGCUCAUCUCAGUUUAAUGGUCAGCAGAAGGAAAGUAGUGGGACUGUGAUUAAGGAGCAUGUUCUUGAAUUCUUGUUGACUAUGAAUCAUUCUGAGGAAGCUGACAAUCCUGUUCCUAGAUCUGUCUCAAAUCUCGUUGUGCACAUAGUUGAUACACACGUAGACCAGCUUCAAGAUCUCGUGACAAAGCUUGAGAUGGAGUUGGACUCUGUGGAGCUUGAUCUUGAUAAAGGUGGUUAUACUCUGAAGAAACAAAUGCUAGAUGAUAGAAGAUUUCCCAAACUACAUAUUAAUUUGCAGCGGCUCCUGCAGGUGAUUGCCCAUGGAGAACAAGUGUAUCUUCGUGUAAAAGAAAAAUCCUCUUCGAAAAGAUGGUUUGCGAACGAAGACAUUAACUCUCUUGAAGAACUAAUUGGAAGGUUGAGAAGGCUAAAGGAAAAUGUAGGGUUUAUAGUUAAUCGUGUCACGGCAAUACAGGCUGGUCUUGACAGCUGGCAGUCGGAGCAAAUAAAUCGUAAACUAUACUAUCUCUCGUUCCUAUCAAUAAUUUUCCUCCCGCUGUCCAUCAUAACAGGAGUUUUUGGCAUGAAUGUUGGAGGAGUUCCAUGGACAGGUCAAAAUGCCCCAGAGCUAAAGGAUGGUUUCCGCAAUGUCAUGUUAGUCUGUGUGGCCAUGCUUGUUCUUGUACUACUUUGCUUCAUUUUCCCGGCUCUAUAUAUGCGUAUAGCUGCUGUUUGGCGAGAAAAGAGAACUCUUGGAAGACACUGGUCACUUAACAGGAAAUCAUUGUUGAGGAGACCGUUAAGAAUAGAAGAUGCAGCGAGAGGAGGUUACCUUCGGAUUUAAUGGUAUUAGAAUGUCUGCUUCGCGUCAUUCAAUCUACUAGUGAGCAUUCAAGUCAUACUGAUGCCAUUGGUUUUCUUCAAAUGGCUCUUACUGAAGAAACUUAUAAAACUGACAUUUAGUUGCCAAGAAAAGAAUCACCAGAAGCAAUUAUGGAAUCCUCAUAUGUAGCACAUAUUCUCUUGCUGAUGAAAUGAGAGAUUGUGAUCGAUCAAGUCAAGAUUUUUGCUUAUUCUUUCAUUUAUUUUCCUUUCAAAAAGCAAACUUGUACAGUUUUUCCUGGUUAUGAGAAGAGUUUUUUAUUUAGUAUAUAUGUAUUAUUACUAUUAUUAGAAAAAUGUUAACUAAUGUCUUUUUAUAGCACAAAUAAAGAAACAAAAGUACACCAGUGUAGCCUUAUUACUAGUGAGGGUCAAUAAGGUCUAGACAUAUUGUAAUUGAUUUAGAUUUUGUUUAGGAGUUAUAUUUAAAUAAUUUGUGUAAGUUUUUCAAAAUCCUCAUCCAAUAAAUUCUUGAUAUAUCAGAGUA
This is a messenger RNA of Lathyrus oleraceus (garden pea), 2500 nucleotides long. RefSeq lists its product as uncharacterized. Bases 581 to 1975 code for a protein of 464 amino acids. Gene Ontology annotation, molecular function: metal ion transmembrane transporter activity. Gene Ontology annotation, biological process: transmembrane transport; metal ion transport. The transcript has 5 exons. Lineage: Eukaryota; Viridiplantae; Streptophyta; Magnoliopsida; Fabales; Fabaceae. The record is from RefSeq and is a predicted model, not a curated record. Gene Ontology annotation, cellular component: membrane.